Centropristis striata (black sea bass) is the source of this 2294-nucleotide messenger RNA. It is a transcript of the gene wdr45b, whose product is annotated as WD repeat domain 45B. Gene Ontology annotation, cellular component: cytosol; extrinsic component of membrane; phagophore assembly site membrane. The record is from RefSeq and is a predicted model, not a curated record. NCBI's taxonomy places the organism in Eukaryota, Metazoa, Chordata, Actinopteri, Perciformes, Serranidae. Gene Ontology annotation, biological process: nucleophagy; protein localization to phagophore assembly site; protein lipidation. Gene Ontology annotation, molecular function: protein binding; phosphatidylinositol-3,5-bisphosphate binding; phosphatidylinositol-3-phosphate binding. The transcript has 10 exons. Bases 191 to 1231 code for a protein of 346 amino acids.
GCGCUCACAGGUCUAGAACUGCAGGUCCAGCUCUGCAGCCUGCUGGUUUGCGGACACAAACUAUUGCAUCGAUCUCUAUGGUUUUCCUCAGGAGGAAUGCUAGCAUUAGCCUGUUAGCUCUCCAGGAAUCAGCUGUAGGAUCUGUUGACGUGUUUACGUUGUUUGGCUUUCGAUUGUUUGUGUGUAAACAAUGAAUUUAUUACCGUCUAACCCCCACGGGAACGGCCUCCUUUAUGCUGGAUUCAACCAGGAUCACGGAUGCUUUGCCUGUGGGAUGGAGAACGGAUUCCGCGUGUAUAACACAGAUCCUCUUAAGGAGAAGGAGAAACAAGUUUCAGAGUUCCUGGAGGGCGGGGUCGGACACGUGGAGAUGCUCUUCAGGUGUAACUAUCUCGCUCUGGUGGGAGGAGGGAAGAAGCCAAAGUACCCAACAAACAAAGUGAUGAUCUGGGACGACCUGAAGAAGAAGACAGUUAUUGAGAUCGAGUUCUCAACAGAAGUCAAAGCAGUGAAGCUUCGGCGUGACAGGAUUGUGGUGGUUCUGGACUCAAUGAUCAAAGUCUUCACCUUUACCCACAAUCCCCAUCAACUGCAUGUGUUUGAGACCUGUUAUAACCCCAAAGGUCUGUGCGUGCUGUGUCCCAACAGCAACAACUCCCUGCUGGCGUUCCCAGGGACUCAUUCAGGCCACGUGCAGAUCGUGGACCUGGCUAACACAGAGAAGCCUCCAGUUGAUAUACCGGCCCACGAGGGGGCGCUGUGCUGCAUCGCUCUAAACCUGCAGGGCACAAGGAUAGCUACCGCCUCAGAGAAAGGGACUCUUAUUAGAAUCUUUGACACGUCUGCAGGUCAGCUCAUACAGGAGCUGAGACGAGGCUCUCAGACAGCCAACAUUUAUUGCAUCAACUUCAACCAGGACGCGUCUCUCAUCUGCGUUUCCAGUGACCAUGGCACCGUGCACAUCUUCGCUGCAGAGGACCCCAAGAGGAAUAAACAGUCAAGUUUGGCAUCAGCGAGCUUUCUUCCCAAAUACUUCAGCUCCAAGUGGAGCUUCUCCAAGUUCCAGGUUCCCUCAGGUUCUCCCUGUGUGUGCGCCUUCGGAACGGAGCCCAAUGCCGUCAUAGCCAUCUGUGCUGACGGCAGCUACUACAAGUUCCUGUUCAACCAGAAAGGGGAGUGCGCCCGAGACGUCUACGCCCAGUUCCUGGAGAUGACCGACGACAAAAUAUGACCUUCCACCCUCCCGGAGACUCGCUUAUUGACACAGCUUGUUUUUGUUUUGUUCGUUCAUUUCGGAGGAGGAGAGGUCCCACGCUGCACUUCUCCUGAUCUUGACAGACUCUGUAAAAAGAGCUUUAGAGGAGGAAGAAGGGAGGAAAAAAAAGAGAGAGAAGCACAGACUUUGGAGGAAAAAGAAAACCCUCACAGCAGAGAGAGACGAGUGCAGACUCGUGUCUCUGGUGGACUCUUGAGGAUCGUCUCUGGACAGACGGACACCAAACACUAGAGAAAAGAGGGAAAAAAGUCAUUUUUUUGAACGGACAACAUGCCGCUUUUUACGACGUCUUCCGAGGAAUUUCCAAAGGACGGUUAUUUUUAAUCACAUAGAUGAUUCAGAUUGAAGAUGAAGAGAUUUUUGUCAGCUAACACCACCUAACCUAACUAUAGGGAGUGCCUCGAGACUGGAGAGAAUCUGUAUGUGUGCACAUAUUAUUGUUGUCAUAUAUACAUGUGUGUUUGUGUAUAUACCAAUGUACCAUAUAAGGUGUUUGCAAAAGCAGAAUCCGAAUGAGGUAACACUGAAGCGGCACCACAGUAUUACUAGAUUUUCUUAUAUUCACUGUAUAAACACCGCGCCAGACUGAACUCCAAACUACAUAGAACUGUACAGGAUAGUAGCAGGAAAUUACUAACAUGUCUUUUUAUUUCUCUAGUCCCUUUUUUUUCAUACAUUGUGCAAUAUGUUUUCCAUAAUUGCUUUUUGUUUAAGAGCUCGUGACAGUUGACUGUUUCAACCCGACCAAGAAAAGCUUAAAGAAAUAAUUUAUCAUUUGUAGGGAAAUACUGUUAAUUUCUCUCUUGCAGAGAGUUAGAUGAGAAGAUUGGCGUCAGUGUGCUGCAUAUGAAACUACGAUUAGCACUUAGCUUAGCUUAGCAUAGCAUAAAAACAGGAAGUAGCUAAUCUGGAUCUGCAUGAAGGAAACAAAAUCUGCUGACCAGUACCAAUAAAAAGCUCUCUGAUUAACACAUUAUAACACAUUAUCCUUAAAAAAAAAAUACUGUAGAACCAAAAC